Molecule: messenger RNA, 1651 nt
Organism: Nymphaea colorata (pocket water lily)
Lineage: Eukaryota; Viridiplantae; Streptophyta; Magnoliopsida; Nymphaeales; Nymphaeaceae
Product: aspartyl protease family protein At5g10770-like
Exons: 2
Coding region: 98-1561 (487 amino acids)
Biological process (GO): proteolysis
Molecular function (GO): aspartic-type endopeptidase activity
Source: RefSeq, a predicted model, not a curated record
AGGAGGAGGCCUUUAAAAGGGUGAUCCGCCUUCGGCGAUGUUUCUCCAGACUUGAGAGCUCACUCAGACGGGAAGAGACCAAGAGUAGUGUUCAAGCAUGACGAAGCUGUCACUGUUCAGCACUCUCAACCUCUUCCUAGCUCUCUUCCUCUGUCCGGGGACGUCCUCCUUCGCCAGUGCAAAGGAUGCAAGCCAUCACUACUUUCAGAUCCUUGCCGCCGACAUCCUGCCGUCGGCGAGGUCACUUUGCAAAGCGGGAGAAGGUCUCCGGAGUACUUACCAGCAAGGACGGGGGGCGCUAAAACUGGUCCACCGGCAUGGUCCCUGCUCCCCUUUCUCCGGCAUCGGGGGAUCGGCGGCGAACGGCAGCCAGCUGACCUUGACGGAGGUCCUCCAGCAGGAUCAGUCCCGUGUUCAGUGGAUCCAUUCAAGGGCGUCCUCAUCCCCAUCUGAUAACAAACAAGUACAGGACCCCUUCCAGGCAGAGGCAACAACACAGCUCCCUGCUCGCCCAGGCGCAUCGUUAAGCACUUUGAACUACGUAGUGACGGUGGGCCUGGGGACACCCAAGCAGGCCUUCAACCUAGCCUUUGACACAGGCAGUGACCUCACCUGGGUCCAGUGCGAGCCCUGCAUCUCAUGUUACCCGCAGCAGGGCGCCAGGUUCAACCCCGCCUUCUCUUCCACCUACCAGAGGGUAUCAUGCACUGCACCCGAAUGCGCCGAGGCAAAGCUCGAGUCCGGCCUUAACCAGUGCUCUGCUUCCGGCUGCCUCUACGGCAUCGUUUAUGGCGACAACUCCGUUACAGUUGGGCAACUUAGCCGCGACAAAUUGACCCUGACUGGGUCCGAUGUACUCCCUGGGUUCACCUUCGGGUGCGGUCAGAAAAACCAGGGGAUCUUUGGGAUGGUUGGUGGUCUUCUUGGUCUUGGCCGGACUCAGCUGUCCGUUGUGUCUCAAGCAAGGAACAAGUACGGCGGUGUGUUCAGCUACUGCUUGCCCACAUCGAACGGUGUGGGACACCUGACCUUCGGGCCCGACCGGUCAUCCUUCAGCUCCGCUCGGUUCACGCCAUUGCUCCCCCACUCUAAGUUCUAUUUCGUCCCCCUCGCCGGAAUGAGUGUGGGUGGACGUCUCCUGCCCGUUUCACCUUCCGCCUUUGGAAGCCAAGGCACCGUCUUAGACUCCGGAACCGUGAUCACACGGCUGCCGCCGGCGGCUUACAGCGCACUGAGGUCCGCCUUCCGUGAUUUCAUGGCCCAACGCAAGUAUCCGCUAGCCCCGGCGGCCACUCUCCUUGAUACCUGCUAUGACCUGUCCAGCUACACAGCAAUUGAGAUUCCCAAGAUCGCGUUCCACUUUCAGGGAGGCACGGACUUGGUCCUGAAUGCUGCCAACAUCCUUCUGGCUUCAAGUUUGUCUCAGGUCUGCUUGGCAUUUGCUGGGAACACCAAAGCAGCAGAUCCGGGCAUCAUAGGGAACUGGCAGCAGAAGACUACUCUGGUUGUGCACGACAUCCCCAAUUCAAAGAUUGGCUUCGGACAAGGAGCGUGCAGCUAAACUUUGUAUGGAUUGAAUCAUUUUCUCAAGGAUAAUACUUGUUGCUUUAUGGUAUAUCACAAUAAUAGAAACGAUUUCACCUUUACUUUA